CUCGGGGCGGGGCCGAGCGCUGCUUCCCCAGAGUGCGGGCGCGGUGAAACCAACGAGACGGAGGGCCAGAGAGUCAUGGCGCCAUUGAAGGUGCUGGAGCAGAAAGAGAUGGAAUUGGAGCUGAUCCCUAUGAUGAAAGAUCCGGACCCUUGUGUAGCUGUUCAGUGAAGCAGGAGGUGAAGAAAAAUGCCAUUUCAAGAACUAUAAUUUUAAAGAUAGUUUAGGUGGGAAGUAAUAAAUGUUCCCAGGACAUUAGAUAUUGGGAACGUAAGGGAGAGGAUAUUUGAAGGACGUUACUCAUGGUAACAAGGCAUAGGGUUAUUGACAAGUCAAUAGACGCUUCUCCCUUGCUGACUCCAGCUAGUGGGCCCCUUUCUGUCAAAGCUGGUACCAGGGACCACAAAAAUCCUGUCCAUCCAUUAUCCUGAUGUGAACCCGGUUUAUAUUGCUCUUUUUGGUUUAAGGCAUCUCCAGACAUGGUCCUCUGGUAGGAAACAGGUAUGAGUAGAGUAAUGAAGGGCAAAAUGGGAUGAGGGACCUGGAGUCUCCACCCUUGCAUUCCAACACUACCCUUACCCCGCAAAAGGAGGAUAUUGACCGACAGAGUAGUGCUAACCUGUGGCAGGGCUGGAGAAUUCCAAUUUCUAAAGUAAUCUUUUGCUUUGUCCCAUCGCCACUGUUCCCCACUUGUAGGUUUUUGCAACACCCCAGAGCCAGUAAAGUUUGGUGUUUCCCUUUCAAGAUGCCACUUUCAGACUUUAUUCUGGCCCUGAAGGACAAUCCCUACUUUGGGGCUGGAUUUGGACUGGUGGGUGUGGGUACAGUCCUGGCCCUUGCCCGGAAGGGUGCCCAACUGGGCCUGGUGGCAUUCCGGCGCCAUUACAUGAUCACACUGGAAGUCCCUGCUCGAGACAGGAGCUACGCUUGGUUGCUUAGCUGGCUCAUCCGCCACAGUACCCGUACUCAGCAUCUCAGUGUGGAGACUUCGUACCUUCAGCAUGAGAGUGGCCGCAUUUCCACUAAGUUUGAAUUUGUCCCCAGCCCUGGAAACCACUUUAUCUGGUAUCGGGGGAAAUGGAUCCGGGUAGAACGAAGUCGAGAGAUGCAGAUGAUAGACUUGCAGACGGGGACUCCUUGGGAAUCUGUUACCUUCACGGCCCUGGGCACUGACCGAAAGGUUUUCUUCAACAUCCUGGAGGAAGCUCGAGAGCUAGCCUUGCAGCAGGAGGAAGGGAAGACCGUGAUGUACACAGCUGUGGGCUCUGAAUGGCGUCCCUUUGGCUAUCCACGCCGCCGGCGGCCACUGAGUUCUGUGGUUCUACAACAGGGUCUGGCUGACCGAAUUGUCAGAGACAUCCGGGAAUUCAUUGAUAACCCCAGGUGGUACACUGACAGAGGCAUUCCCUACAGACGUGGCUACCUGCUUUAUGGGCCCCCUGGUUGUGGAAAGAGCAGUUUUAUCACAGCCCUGGCUGGGGAACUGGAGCACAGCAUCUGUCUGCUGAGUCUCACAGACUCCAGCCUCUCUGAUGACCGGCUCAACCACCUGCUGAGCGUGGCCCCACAGCAGAGCCUGGUGCUCCUGGAGGACGUGGAUGCUGCUUUUCUCAGUCGAGACUUGGCCGCGGAAAACCCAGUAAGGUACCAAGGCCUGGGUCGCCUCACCUUCAGUGGACUGCUCAAUGCCUUGGAUGGUGUGGCUUCCACUGAGGCCCGCAUCGUGUUCAUGACCACCAACCAUGUUGACAGGUUGGACCCUGCCCUGAUACGCCCUGGGCGAGUGGACCUGAAGGAGUACGUGGGCUACUGCUCACACUGGCAGCUGACCCAGAUGUUCCAGAGGUUCUAUCCAGGGCAGGCACCUUCCUUAGCUGAGGACUUUGCAGAACACGUCCUUCGAGCUACAACCCAGAUCAGUCCUGCCCAGGUGCAGGGCUACUUCAUGCUGUACAAAAAUGACCCUGUAGGGGCGAUUCACAAUACUGAGUCUCUGAGGAGGUGAUUAGGCUGCGCUUGGCUCAGCUCUCCUCCUCUAGUUCAAUAAACAUCUGCCACACUA
This is a messenger RNA of Sapajus apella (tufted capuchin), 2059 nucleotides long. RefSeq names its product mitochondrial chaperone BCS1 (gene BCS1L). The record is from RefSeq and is a predicted model, not a curated record. Gene Ontology annotation, molecular function: ATP binding; ATP hydrolysis activity. The transcript is spliced from 8 exons. Gene Ontology annotation, cellular component: mitochondrial inner membrane. NCBI's taxonomy places the organism in Eukaryota, Metazoa, Chordata, Mammalia, Primates, Cebidae. Gene Ontology annotation, biological process: protein insertion into mitochondrial inner membrane from matrix; mitochondrial respiratory chain complex III assembly. The coding region runs from base 530 to 2002 and encodes 490 amino acids.